Molecule: messenger RNA, 2178 nt
Organism: Manis javanica (Malayan pangolin)
Lineage: Eukaryota; Metazoa; Chordata; Mammalia; Pholidota; Manidae
Source: RefSeq, a predicted model, not a curated record
AUGUUAAACCACGGCCACAUUCUCCUCUGCUCUGGUGGGAAGAGGCCCCUGUGGCACAACAGGUUUAAAAUGCUCCUAAAUAAGCUCCCUUCUCCUGUAGCCUCUCGUGGUGGAGGAUGCGGCCCCCUUUCUGUUACUCCUGCAAUUUCAAUGGAGCUCGGGGUGACCAAUGGCAGUGGAUGCUUAUGUCAGCCAACCUUCACGUCACGCCUCCCGGCUCCCCACUAUGAGGGCCUCUCCAGACAGGAGCCCCCGCCUCUGCCCAGGCAGGAUCAUAGACGUGCCUGUGUUGUCCUGAAGGCUGUGCCUCAGUCCCCGGCCUGGUGCCCUCAGGAGCUGGGCAGCGCAAGCUUGGCUGGUGUCACGUUACCAGCUCCUAGGAGACGCCAGUCGUUGCGCCUGUCUGAGGGCCACCAUACAGGCCCAGGAAGGGGAAAGGAGCCAAGGAGGAGCAAUUACCCAGGGCCCCCAGAUGUUGACGGUAGGGGACUCACACGCAGGACCAAAGGCAGAGGCAUCGCUGGUGGGCGGGGCCGGAAGUUCAGGCGGCGUGGGACAGGGCCAGGCCAGAGUGAUAGGAAGACAGCUGGUACGUUAAAGAGCGGAGAAUCAUGGAGGAAGGAAGUGGCCGAGGUGGGGAACGUCCAAGGGCGAGAAGGCUGUGAGGAAGGUGUGGGGGGUCUGAGGCUGGGGGAGUGGCGAGGGCUGUGCGGCGUCUGCGCCUGCGCGCUCUUUGGUGCGCGCUCCAUUUUGGUCCAUUACCCUGAGAGCGGCAGCGUUAGUGAAAUGGAGGUCCUCGGGGCGAUUCCGGAGAAACUGAGCCGCAGAAAGUACAGGGCUGCCUUGAAGAAGGAGAAACGAAGGAGACGUCGGCAGGAACUCGCCCGAUUGAGGGACUCAGGACUCUCACAGAAGGAAGAGGAGGAGGAUGAUACUUUUAUUGAACAACUAGAAGAAGAGAAGCCGUUGGAGACGGAGAGGCAAAAAUUGCAUGAGGCGUGGUUGCUUCAGGAGCAGAAGGCACAAGAAGAAUUCAGAAGAAAGAAAGAAAUGGAAGACACAGCUAGAAAGCGGCAGGAAGAACAAGAGAGAAAGUUAAAGGAAAAAUGGGAAGAAAAGCAGAGAAAAGAGGAGGAGCAGAAGCUACAGGAGAAGGGAAGACAGGAAGCUGUGCAGAAGAUGUUGGAGCAGGCUGAAAAUGAGGUGGAAAAUGGUACCACAUGGCAAAACCCGGAACCACCCACGGACUUCAUAGUGGAGAGAAAUCGAGCCAAUUGUCCAUUCUACAAUAAAACUGGAGCUUGUAGAUUUGGAGAUAGGUGUUCACGUAAACACAAUUUCCCAGCCUCGAGUCCCACACUUCUUAUUAAAAGCAUGUUUACAACGUUUGGGAUGGAGCAGUGCAGGAGGGACGACUAUGACCCCGAGGCGAGCCUGGAGUACAGUGAAGAGGAAACCUACCAGCAGUUCCGGGACUUCUAUGCUGAUGUGCUCCCCGAGUUCAGGAAAGUGGGGAAGGUGAUCCAGUUCAAGGUCAGCUGCAACUUGGAACCUCACCUGAGGGGCAAUGUGUAUGUUCAAUAUCAGUUGGAAGAAGAGUGCCAAGCAGCCUUUUCUGUGUUUAAUGGACGAUGGUAUGCAGGAAGGCAGCUUCAGUGCGAAUUCUGCCCAGUGACCCGAUGGAAAAUGGCGAUUUGCGCUUUAUUUGAAAUACAACAGUGUCCAAGAGGAAAACACUGCAACUUUCUUCAUGUGUUCAGAAACCCCAACAAUGAAUUCUGGGAGGCUAAUAGAGACAUCUACCUGUCUCCAGAUCGGACGGCCUCCUCCUUUGGGAAGAACUCAGAAAAGAGAGAGAGGCCAGGCCGCCGCGAUGAAUACUCCAGCAGGCCAAGGCGGAGGAGGAGCCCCAGUACAGCCCAUUGCUACCUAAGAAACGGGGAAUUGGAGAGGAAAAGGAGGAGGAAUCACAGGACGGCGAAAUCCCACAAACACACGUCACAGAGUCAUGGAAGGCACAGGUCCCAAAGUAGAGGAAGGAAAAGGGACGGCAGCCAGGGUUACGGCCGCCAGAGCCAGAGCUCCUCCAGGUCCAGGAGUCAUGGUGGGAGGGGGACAGGUAGUAGGGACAGAACCGUUCAUAGUCCCAAAUCCAAAAUAAACCUGUUUUGUUCUUAA